Phyllopteryx taeniolatus (common seadragon) is the source of this 9515-nucleotide messenger RNA. RefSeq names its product protein shisa-6-like. NCBI's taxonomy places the organism in Eukaryota, Metazoa, Chordata, Actinopteri, Syngnathiformes, Syngnathidae. Bases 5836 to 7560 code for a protein of 574 amino acids. Gene Ontology annotation, cellular component: AMPA glutamate receptor complex; postsynaptic density; dendritic spine membrane. Gene Ontology annotation, biological process: regulation of short-term neuronal synaptic plasticity; regulation of AMPA receptor activity. The transcript is spliced from 13 exons. The record is from RefSeq and is a predicted model, not a curated record.
AAAAAAUUAAAAUGCAUUUCAUACAGAAGUGAAAUAAAAAAAAUGGACCUGAAUAAAUGUUUAAAAAAACAAACCAAAAAAAAUUAUUCAACUUAAAAGUUAAAUACAAUUGAACUGUACAUAGCCAGGCAUUCUUUUACAUACCACUAGAGGGAGCCUGCUUACCACAUUUAGAGAAAACGCUGACAUUGGCUGUGGCUGAAUACACACUGCACUGCAUGCUAAAUGCUAAUUCCAGCUUUUAAAUUGCAGCCAGUGUGAACAGACCGCAGUGUAGCCCUCGUGUUGACGUUCACAAAUGACUCCUCGAAUGAGGCAAAAGAAUCAAACGAAAUAAUAAAUUGUGUGUGUAAAACUAAGUCCAUGUGGAGGUGAAGCAUGUCAGCUUUAAGGGCACCAAAUGAUGUGAGGCAAUCGUUGUUGUUGUUUUGUUUUGUUUUUUGCCAUUAAAGCUGCACAAUUUGCUCUUAUUGUGCGUUAUUAGCUUGACAGAUCUGCUGCCCCUGCUUUGUUUGCUCAAGCUCAAAUAAGCCAUCUGGGAGACGGCUCACAUUUCUUUUUGUGUACACAUUUCAUAAAUGCCGUAGAAGCUCCCUCUUCUGUGUGUGCGUGUGGUUCUGAAGUUAGACUGCUCAACAGGGAGACUUAAAAGAGACAAUGCAUUUUUUUUCAUAUUUCAAAGAGUUCCCAGGUGUCUUAAUAAUUUGUCUGUGGCAUACUUUCAUCAAAGUAGCCCAUGGGUCUACAAUUAUAGACACAUUCUUACAGCAUGUUUCUUGCAAUAGUGAAAUUGGCUUGUUUUAGGGGCAGAUCUGUCUUGUGCAGUGAGCAAGCCCUCAUGCCGUCCCACAUACUGCUGGGCCGACGGCGAGCCAGGCUUUCAUUUGACUGAAAAACCAGUGGGCUGGAUUUCAAGUGGGGAAAACAAACGAGUGCCCAAGACAACAAACAAGGAUCCCCAGACUUAUUAUAUUACUACUAUUGAGUGGAAGUCCGCUAUUUGAUUUUUAUUUAUUUAAUUUUAAUAUGGACAAACGGUUUCUGGCUGAUGGUUUAGUGGUACACUCGCCUGACUUUGGUGCGCGGAGAAAAAAGAAGCAACCUCUUAACCUGGACUUGAAAACAUGCACACCUGGGGUUGACGUCACUUCUGUUGGCAACUUCUUCCAUUUGUGUGCAGCAAAGUAGCUAAAUGCUGCUUCACCAUGUUUGCUUCGGAGCUCUGUGCUCCACUAUUUGACCUGAGUCUGUCGAUCUCAGAGCCCUACUGGGUUUAUAUGCCAUUAGCAUUUCAUUCAUGUAUUCAGGACCUAAACCGUUUAGUGAUUUAUAGACAAGUAGCAGAACUUUAAAAUCUAUUCUAAAGCUGACUGGGAGCCAGUGUAAAGGCUUUAGAAUUGGAGUAAUAUGCUCUGUUAUUGCAGUAACAAUAUAUCGACAGACAAUACAACAAAAUAUAUCCUCCUGCAGAAAAGCGACUCCUAUUACUGCAGCAUACUAAGCAGUUGUGACCGCAGAAUGAUGUAAUCGUGAUGCACAAACUGUUUAAUUUGUUACAUUAUAGUUAAUGAUGUUAUUACUGUAUGUUUUAUAAAGUACAAUCCUAUAGAGUGCUAUUUUUCUUUUUUUAAAGACAUUACAAACAUUUGAGUUUUUUUGGCAGGCAGGCUGCAAGGGAUGAAUGGCAUUUCCAUUCAUCUCAAUGGGGAAAGAUGAUCUGAGAUGCAAGCAUGGAACAAAUGAAACCUGUAAGUCAAGGCACCACUGUAUACUGUGGAAACCCAUAGAAAAUAUGGCCGCUGUCAGACGUGCGUGUGUGUGUGCGUGUGCCUGUGCGUGCGUGUAGUUUCGACGAAGCAACAGCUGCGCAACUUUAGCCGCCGUGAAAGGAUUUUCAAGCCAUCACACGCGAAAUGACGUGAAAUUAAUGAUGAGCAGAUGUUCUCAUCAGUAGGUUUGCCGAUCACUGGUGCAAGACCUUCACUCACGGACUCCAUUCAAGGUCAUCACUCUAUUUAUUGGCCACAUUAUGGCCCCCAAAAUUUCCCACCUGCUCCUCCCAUGCAUUCAUUUACCUUCAGGGCCACCGCUCGCAACUUCCUAUAUGUCCUUGUUUGUGAUGAAGUGGACUUUUCCAAGUGAGUUGCUCACUUAUUGGCAUGUUUCCAUUGUCAGAAUCACAAGAUGCAAUGAGUUGAGGUGGAGAUUGUCAGGAACCUUUUACAAAUACAGGAAUCCUCAAUCUUUUGUGGGGCUUACAUUCUCAAAGACACAAACGUGAAUGAAUAUACGCCAAACUUGAUCAUUCGUCACUUCUGAAUCCUACUGUGGCACAUCCUCUAUUUAUACCAUACAUAAACAUAUUCUGUUCGAGUGUGAAGUGCCUAAGCUUGUCAUAUUCCCAACAUGUUGACAUUUCUCACCCUCAUAAUCGACGUGACAAGCUGAGAAACACUGCCUAACCUUUAUCUUCUACUCAAAAGCUGUGCUGAUCAAAAAGCCAAAGCAAUGCCAUGCCGCCAUCUACAGGAAUCUGUUAGUCAUUACAGUGCUUUACAAGCUCGAUAUUCACAGACAAGCUGGGCGAGACACUCUUCCACUCCUACCUGUUUAAAAACAUAUUUGAUGUCUAUGUUCGUCGAUGGCAGUGAGGUGUUUGGAUUCCAGUUAAUGAAUAUAAACGUCCAAACUGCACUCAAAUCGGAUACUUAUCCGAUUUCUAUCCACAUACGAAAGAGGCCUUCGUCGGAUAUGAAAAAAAAAAUGGGAAUUGUAGCGUACGUCACAUUGGGCAAAAAACAUCGGAAUUGAACUACAGUGUGAACAUACUGUAAGUCUUCGAGUCUAUGAUUCAAAUCCUGCUGAUUGACUUGCAGUGAGGCGAGGUUGAGACGGACAGACGUGAGAAGUUGAGCGGUGUAGCCUGAAGCCACACAAGAAAAAGAAUAAUCAGAGCAAGUGCAGAUAAACAUCCGCUCCCCGAGGGAAACCGGCAGACAAAGACGGAUCGGCCUUAUCGUACUAAACGGCAAACACAUGUGACAGCUUGAUUUAAGAAGUCCUGAGAUAAUUAACACCUCGGCCGCCGCGGUAGGCUGACAGUAAAGGACGAAUCCCCCUCCGAAUCGUGACAAUUCGCAGUGACGCCGGCCGGCCGGCCGGCUGCCACACGGCAACAAAAGCACACAAAGACCUUGUUUUACCGCAUUGUUUUCAUUUCAAGGCUGUUUGUUUCAAUGUCUGCACAUUGUUAUGCCACACUAGGUAGUACCGAUUGUCUCUGUCCAAUUAUAACUUCUGCUUAAUAGCUAAAUGUUUAAUAAAAAAAACUAAAAAAAAAAACUCAAAAAACAAGGUUAUAACAGACAGUUUUAGCAUCACAAAUGCAAAUCUAUUUUCAGAGCCAUUCUGUAUACAGAAGUACCUUGACUGACAAAUUUAAUUUGUUCCAAGCUUUUACACAAACAAAGUGUUUUUUAGGACUGUAUUGUGUAAAACAUAAUAUAAGAAAUUGUAAAGAUAUAAUCGCUAAAAAAAUAAAUAAAUAAAAUACAAAUAAAAAGUAGGGCUUGGUUUUGUUAAGAACCUCACAAUUCAAUUUGAUUUUGAUUCUUUAGGUUACGAUUCAAUUGAACUUAAAUUCUUUAGGUUAUGAUUUGAUAUUCAUUUAAAUGGCUUGAUAUUCUGCGCUUGGCUGGCAACCAGUUCAGGGUGGACCCCGCCUCUCGCCCGAAGAUAGCUGGGAUAGGCUCCAUCUUAUAGGAUAAGCCGUACCGAAAAUGGAUGGAUGGAUGGUUUGAUGUUGAUUCAGUAAGACGUAGAAAUAGCCAUGUAUGUACAUUGGUGUCUUGAGAUACAAGUCUAAUUUGUUCUGUGAAAAAUACAUAUUUCAAAUCAUGUUUCCCCACUGAAAUGGAUGGAGAUGGAAUUAAUCCAUUCCAGCCCCCUUGAAAAUACCCCAAAAAGUGUUUUUUAACGUUUUUGUCAUAAAAAAAAAAAAAAUGCACCCAACAGUAUUGAACUCUCAGCAAGUCUGUGGUACAAAUUAGGGCUGGGUGAACAUUUAAAGGUUAUGUUCAAAUGUAUUGAGGGUUGUGUUUAAAGGGACAAUUUCUCCAAGUACUGAAUAUUGUCAUUGUUUGCUUUUAUUCAUUUAUUUGUUUAAUCCAUCCAUCCAUUUUCCGACCCACUGAUCGUCACUUAGGUCGCAGGCUUUCUGGCGCCUAGCUCAGCUGACUAUUGAGAGGAAGAAGAAGGAAAAACAUAAAUCGGGAAUCCGAUUUUGGCGGAAAAAAAACAUUUGAAAAGUUUGUUUUAAGGCAUGAAUGAACCGUUCUUCACUCGUUUCUUUUGGGAAGUUCCUUCAUCACAGGCAGAUGAGCCGAGAAGAUAAAGCGGAGCAGAAAGAAAAGAAGAGAAGCAAACAGAUUUUAGCUGAGCUCAGGCUUCUGGUCGUCGUGAUGAAUUGGCGGCAUAUUACGGCAUAGUGGCGUGGCGAUAUAAUCUCCCCCCCUUUACAUAAAUCGCUGGCCCGCGUCCUUGUUUUAAAUUUAUUACACGCUACAAAAACUUUUAGUGCUGCCUCGGACACUCACUGAUGUUUAUUCAGGGGACGGCCAUCAUUUACACGUUUGCACAUUGUUUGCUUGAUGUGCCGCUAAUUGGAUUCCGGGUGGCGCGGGCCUCUUCGGAGGUCCAGGUAAGCGCCAAUGGAUUGCUUAUUCCAUUUGUGGCUUCUACACGCUGACCCUCCAGCAGACACAUUACUUGUGUGAUUCCACUUCAUCUUCAAUGGAGCUCAGUCACUGCAGAACCCAUCUCCUCGCAAUAACCUCUCGCUGUUGCCGGUCCGCCGUAAUAACGGGCUCUUGGAGGACCAUUGACACCCGAGGAAACUGCAUUAGCAUUGAUGUUACGGUAGUUCUAAACCUGCCAAAAACUGUUACAUUAACACCCAGAGCAGCAACGCAUACAAACAGAUCAUACACCAGUACUCAUAGGCAUGGACUGUAAUCUCUCUGUAACAAAAAAAACACUGUAAUGAGCUAAUAACCUGAGGUUGAGUAUAGACAAGCCAGGUGAGGUAACACCAUCUCAGGGAGCUGGCUGCAUCAGGACUGGACCGUAGACCGCAGCCACAGGCGACCAUGGGUGGAGCGAGAGCCUGCGCCUAUGGCGACUGGGGACCCCGAGACGCAGGACCAUGACCACGGCCCUCAUCGUGCAAAUGUAAAACAUGUCACCGUGCCGAGCUCACGGACGCCAACCGCGUUCGUCUUCCGUGCUCAGGCGGAUCGGCCCGAGGCCAGAAGGGAGGCCGUGCGGGCGCCGGACGCCACGGGAGGCUCCUUCAAGGACAUCUCCAGGUGGCGGUGGCAUAUUGGAAUUAACGUACCGCUUUUUCAUAACGUCGAGAUGGUGGCGUACAUUUAUAGGAUGGCAUGCUUGGCCACCAGCAGCCUCUCCGUUUGUCUUCUCUGUGUCCAUUCUGGAGGUGCAGGAACGAGAGGAGCGCCAGGCACGUCGCCAAGGGAGGAGCGAGGAGGAGGAGGAGGAGGCGCCACCUGAAUGAUGACGUGGAAGAGAGUGAGAGAAAGAGGGAGAGAUAGAGAGAAGGAGGGAGGGGUCUCCUAUCUCCACUUCUCAUUCAGUUUGAACAGCAGAGCAGUCGAGCCUCUGGAGCCCGAGCCCGAGCCCUAGUGCGUGUGCGGGUCAGAGGAUGCGGUGGCGUGCGCACGGAGGUUCCGGCGCGGCGCGCGUGCUCGGACCCGCGCUCAGGACGCUCACGAGAAUCUCCCGGAAGUGAGGCCACGCCAGGGGGGUUCGGGGGGCAGCAUGAAGCCCCUCCUGCCGUUCCUGCCACUCCUGCUCCUGCUCGGCCCGGAUGUGCGCUGCGCCCCCGCCAACAAGAGGCUCCCCAAAAGCGGCGCGGGCCCCCCGGGACCUCGGACCUCCGCCAAGCCCAAAUGGGCGAGCGGUAGCACGGCGGUACCGGCGUCGGGCGCGGUCACGCAGCUGCGCGCCCCCGCCCUCCAACACGACACAUGCCUGGGCUACUACGACGUGAGCGGCCAGUUCGACAAAGAGUUCGGCUGCAACAACACGGACCACCGCUUCUGUUGCGGCAGCUGUUUCCUGCGCUUCUGCUGCGCCGACCGCGCCAAGCGUCUGGAGCAGACCGUCUGCACUAACUACAACACGCCCGACUGGGUCAAGACGCAGCCUCCCUCGCCCGCGCCCACCGGGGACUCCUACGACCCCGAGUUGGACCGCACCAACACCACCGUGUACAUCAGCUGCGGCGUGGUUGCGCUCGUGGUCGCCGUGGGGAUCUCCGCCAAGGUGGCGUACGACAAGGCCACCAAGACCCCCCAGGAGAUGAACGUGCACAGAGCGCUGGCGGACAUCUUGAGGCAGCAGGGCCCCGUUCCCAUUUCCCAGUACGAGCAAGACAACAUGGACGCCAUGAUGAAUGGGUCGCCCAAAGACGAGACGCCAGUCCGGAGCUCCAAGAACAACUACACGCCCGUGCACGCCAACCAUGGGCAUUACGGGAUGGAGACAAUUCGCAGCGGAGGUGCCGACAUGCUGAUCUCGUCAGGCUUUGUGACGCUCGGAAGAGGACACCUCAAAGCGCAGCACCCCAUCGACGAGUCUGCACAGAUUUCCUGGCAGAACGAGCGGGACCUCCCCGUCUCAUACGGAAAUCAUCACCAUCACCAUGACUACCAGCACAGCCACGUGGAUCUCACUGCUCUCACGCCGAAGCUGGCAAACAGACACGGGCGACACGAGCGAGCAGCACGGCCCAACAACAUCCUGACGGCGGCCACCGAACCAUACGACCUGUCGCUGUCCAGAUCCUUCCAGAACCUCAGCCACAUGCCGUCCGCCUACGAGCUCGCCCUCUCGUCUGACUUGAGUGACAAGGAAGUGGACGACUUCUACUCCAGGAAGCAUCACCAAGCGGACUUAGGUGGCCGAGGCCACACCCGCAUGGCCGUGCUAAACGACCCCCCGCCAUUGCACCACCAUCAACAUCAUCAACAGCAACAUCAGCAACGUCAGCGCCCUCGCCGCGUCCAGCGCACUAUGUCCCAGGACCACGUCCUGUCCCCGCCGCGGACGCCUCGCCGCGGGGACUGCGGCCUCUCCUCGUACGGCAAUGCGGCUGCGACUGCCUACGGGAGCAAUCGCCACCCGUCGGAAGAACUGCUACUGUCGGCGGAGCGCCUGCGCUCCCAGGAUCCUUUGCUGUCUCCCGCCAUUCGCCGCGACAAAUUCCGCCAGAAGGCCAUGGCCCGUGCCAUGUCCCACGCCGACAUGCUGAUCCCCACCACGCCCGUCCACGAACGCCACCGCAUGGGCAAAAUGCUGUCUGAGCCUAGCGACGCCUACAACACGUUCGGCGUCAACACGCUCAGCGUCAACACGCUCGGCGUCAACACACACGCCAGCGCCGCCAAAAGGCAGGCCUUUGCCUCGCGCCGGACGCACACGGUGGACCACCUGCAGUUUGCCGCGGGACAUCAUCACGGGACAAACGAGGUCACCGUUUGACUGCAACGGACAAGACCACUUCCUGUUCCUGCUCCUCCACUUCCUGUCGCCCAGCGGCGAACAGCAUCACAAGGGCUUCACCGUGGCGACCAAUCCUCCAUAUUGUAAUAUUCACACAAUUGCGCAUAGAGGACAUCACUUUAGCGUUCACACGUCCAUGCAAAUGCUAGCGAUGAUGUCAUAAUUUACUAAAAUGAUAUAUUCUUAACGACGUUAUUCCUAACGUUCUCGUCGCCACACUAAUUGUUGUGAUGAUGUCAUCAUUAGGUAAAUUGGUUAACAACAAAUAUGCAAGUAGUGCAGAGUGGCGUGACUACUACAGUGAGUGCACGAAUGAUGUUCAAUGGGCCCGACAGAGAUGUGACAACAAUCUCAAGACAAAAUUGGCAGCAUGUUACAAUGGAAUUGGAAGCUAACUGUUUAAGAAGUUAUUGGCUAGAGGGAAGAAGCUGUUGGAAUGUCUGCUAGUUUUAGUUUGCAUUGUUCGAUAGCACCUACCUGAGGAAAAGAGCUGGAAGAGCUGGUGACCAGGAUGCGCAGGGUCCAAGAGGAUUUUGCAUGCUCUUGUCUGGCAGCGAGCAAGUUCUCAAGGCACCAAACCAGACUGUGAUGGAUGAACACAGGACGGAUUCGAUGACCGCUGUGUAGAACUGCCUCAACAGCUCCUGGGGCAGGCCGCGCUUCCUCAGAAGCCGCAGGAAGAGCAUCCUCUGCUGGGCCUUUUUGAGGAUGGAGUUGAUGUUGGUCUCGCUCUUCAGGUCCUGAGAGACUGUAAUUCCUAGGAACUUGAAGGUCUCGAUGGUUGACACAGGGCAGUGAGGGGCAGCUGUAGCAUUCAUGUGGCCACACAAAGUCAACGUCACAUUAGCAUUCACACGUCCGCGCAAAUGUUGACCAUGACAUCUUGUUAGCUGAAAUGCUAAAUGCUAAAAUAACACCAUCUUUGCAGCAUUAUUCUUAGCAUUCCUGCAGCCGCACAAUGCUAGCAAUGACAUCAAUGUCAUUGUUAGAUGAAAUGCUAAAAGGACACCAUCUUUGCAACAUUGUUAUCCUUCCCUCAGCCACUCAAAGACGAAAUCCUGUUAGCAUUUAUGCGGCCAACCAGAGGCUAGUGAUGACAUCAUCAUUAACAGUAGAAUUACAUUUUUGUUAGCGUUCACACUAAAAUGAUGUCACGCCAAUGUAAUGACAUCAAUAUUAGACAUCGCAGCAAACGACACUGCACGACAACAUUUACUUCAGUGCUAACGAUGACGCCGUCGUGUGACCGCACGAGCGCUGAGUAAUGACGUCAUCUUCGCUGAGCCACGUUGCCAUUCACGCGGCCGCGCUAAUAUGACAUCAUUGCUAACGUUUGCUGCUAACCAUGACAACAUCGUUAGCAGUCACGGGGGCUGCGCGAAGACGUCUUCGCUAUCAUCAUUAGCAUUCACGCGGCUCUGCUUAAAUAUUGUAAAUAAGCUUCUGUAAAUGCUCUCGCACUCUAAUUUUCUUUCUCAAAUGUUGACUUUUAAAUCUAGAUAAGACUCACGUUAUGUCCCAUAUUAAUCGUUUAUUAGCACCUUUAGCUUAGCGCCGUUAACGUCCGCUACGUUUGGGGUCGCUCCGCAUCCGAGUGUUUGCAGAAAAAAAUCAGAAAGACGACAGCCCAUCGAGCUCCUUCGCACAUGUCCAUUGUUUCCUGCCUCCUUUCCCUCCCGCAUUCGAUUGGAUGGAAGCUUUUCUGGCAGCAAUUACACAUGUAAAAGAAAACAAAAAGUUGUUUUUGUACUAAUUGUGUGUGUGUGUGUGUGUGGGUGGGUGUGGGUGUAGGUGUGUGCGCGCAAGUGGCAUCUCUUUAGGCCCGUCGGCCCUUCCUCUUUUGUCCAACCAAUCAGCAGCCAAAAGUCCUCCUGUUGCUGUUUACUUGAUCUAAGUUGUCUAACAAACUUCAAUAAAUUCUACUUACUACGUUU